AUGAAGUCUGGCUCCGGAGGAGGGUCCCCGACCUCGCUGUGGGGGCUCCUGUUUCUCUCCGCCGCGCUCUCGCUCUGGCCGACGAGUGGAGAAAUCUGCGGGCCAGGCAUCGACAUCCGCAACGACUAUCAGCAGCUGAAGCGCCUGGAGAACUGCACGGUGAUCGAGGGCUACCUCCACAUCCUGCUCAUCUCCAAGGCCGAGGACUACCGCAGCUACCGCUUCCCCAAGCUCACGGUCAUUACCGAGUACUUGCUGCUGUUCCGAGUGGCUGGCCUCGAGAGCCUCGGAGACCUCUUCCCCAACCUCACGGUCAUCCGCGGCUGGAAACUCUUCUACAACUACGCCCUGGUCAUCUUCGAGAUGACCAAUCUCAAGGAUAUUGGGCUUUACAACCUGAGGAACAUUACUCGGGGGGCCAUCAGGAUUGAGAAAAAUGCUGACCUCUGUUACCUCUCCACUGUGGACUGGUCCCUGAUCCUGGAUGCGGUGUCCAAUAACUACAUUGUGGGGAAUAAGCCCCCAAAGGAAUGUGGGGACCUGUGUCCAGGGACCAUGGAGGAGAAGCCGAUGUGUGAGAAGACCACCAUCAACAAUGAGUACAACUACCGCUGCUGGACCACAAACCGCUGCCAGAAAAUGUGCCCGAGCACGUGUGGGAAGCGGGCGUGCACCGAGAACAACGAGUGCUGCCACCCCGAGUGCCUGGGCAGCUGCAGCGCGCCUGACAACGACACGGCCUGUGUAGCUUGCCGCCACUACUACUAUGCCGGUGUCUGUGUGCCUGCCUGCCCGCCCAACACCUACAGGUUUGAGGGCUGGCGCUGUGUGGACCGUGACUUCUGCGCCAACAUCCUCAGCGCCGAGAGCAGCGACUCCGAGGGGUUUGUGAUCCACGACGGCGAGUGCAUGCAGGAGUGCCCCUCGGGCUUCAUCCGCAACGGCAGCCAGAGCAUGUACUGCAUCCCUUGUGAAGGUCCUUGCCCGAAGGUCUGUGAGGAAGAAAAGAAAACAAAGACCAUUGAUUCUGUUACUUCUGCUCAGAUGCUCCAAGGAUGCACCAUCUUCAAGGGCAAUUUGCUCAUUAACAUCCGACGGGGGAAUAACAUUGCUUCAGAGCUGGAGAACUUCAUGGGGCUCAUCGAGGUGGUGACGGGCUACGUGAAGAUCCGCCAUUCUCAUGCCUUGGUCUCCUUGUCCUUCCUAAAAAACCUUCGCCUCAUCUUAGGAGAGGAGCAGCUAGAAGGGAAUUACUCCUUCUACGUCCUCGACAACCAGAACUUGCAGCAACUAUGGGACUGGGACCACCGCAACCUGACCAUCAAAGCAGGGAAAAUGUACUUUGCUUUCAAUCCCAAAUUAUGUGUUUCCGAAAUUUACCGCAUGGAGGAAGUGACGGGGACUAAAGGGCGCCAAAGCAAAGGGGACAUAAACACCAGGAACAACGGGGAGAGAGCCUCCUGUGAAAGUGACGUCCUGCAUUUCACCUCCACCACCACGUCGAAGAAUCGCAUCAUCAUAACCUGGCACCGGUACCGGCCCCCUGACUACAGGGAUCUCAUCAGCUUCACCGUUUACUACAAGGAAGCACCCUUUAAGAAUGUCACGGAGUAUGAUGGGCAGGACGCCUGCGGCUCCAACAGCUGGAACAUGGUGGACGUGGACCUCCCGCCCAACAAGGACGUGGAGCCCGGCAUCUUACUACAUGGGCUGAAGCCCUGGACUCAGUACGCCGUUUACGUCAAGGCUGUGACCCUCACCAUGGUGGAGAAUGACCAUAUCCGUGGGGCCAAGAGUGAGAUCUUGUACAUUCGCACCAAUGCUUCAGUUCCUUCCAUUCCCUUGGACGUUCUUUCAGCAUCGAACUCCUCUUCUCAGUUAAUCGUGAAGUGGAACCCUCCCUCUCUGCCCAACGGCAACCUGAGUUACUACAUUGUGCGCUGGCAGCGGCAGCCUCAGGACGGCUACCUUUACCGGCACAAUUACUGCUCCAAAGACAAAAUCCCCAUCAGGAAGUAUGCCGACGGCACCAUCGACAUUGAGGAGGUCACAGAGAACCCCAAGACUGAGGUGUGUGGUGGGGAGAAAGGGCCUUGCUGCGCCUGCCCCAAAACUGAAGCUGAGAAGCAGGCCGAGAAGGAGGAGGCUGAAUACCGCAAAGUCUUUGAGAAUUUCCUGCACAACUCCAUCUUCGUGCCCAGACCUGAAAGGAAGCGGAGAGAUGUCAUGCAAGUGGCCAACACCACCAUGUCCAGCCGAAGCAGGAACACCACGGCCGCAGACACCUACAACAUCACCGACCCGGAAGAGCUGGAGACAGAGUACCCUUUCUUUGAGAGCAGAGUGGAUAACAAGGAGAGAACUGUGAUUUCUAACCUUCGGCCUUUCACAUUGUACCGCAUCGAUAUCCACAGCUGCAACCACGAGGCUGAGAAGCUGGGCUGCAGCGCCUCCAACUUUGUCUUUGCAAGGACUAUGCCCGCAGAAGGAGCAGAUGACAUUCCUGGGCCAGUGACCUGGGAGCCAAGGCCUGAAAACUCCAUCUUUUUAAAGUGGCCGGAACCUGAGAAUCCCAAUGGAUUGAUUCUAAUGUAUGAAAUAAAAUACGGAUCACAAGUUGAGGAUCAGCGAGAAUGUGUGUCCAGACAGGAAUACAGGAAGUAUGGAGGGGCCAAGCUAAACCGGCUAAACCCGGGGAACUACACAGCCCGGAUUCAGGCCACAUCUCUCUCUGGGAAUGGGUCGUGGACAGAUCCUGUGUUCUUCUAUGUCCAGGCCAAAACAGGAUAUGAAAACUUCAUCCAUCUGAUCAUCGCUCUGCCCGUCGCUGUCCUGUUGAUCGUGGGAGGGUUGGUGAUUAUGCUGUACGUCUUCCAUAGAAAGAGAAAUAACAGCAGGCUGGGGAAUGGAGUGCUGUAUGCCUCUGUGAACCCGGAGUACUUCAGCGCUGCUGAUGUGUACGUUCCCGAUGAGUGGGAGGUGGCUCGGGAGAAGAUCACCAUGAGCCGGGAACUUGGGCAGGGGUCGUUUGGGAUGGUCUAUGAAGGAGUUGCCAAGGGUGUGGUGAAAGAUGAACCUGAAACCAGAGUGGCCAUUAAAACAGUGAACGAGGCCGCAAGCAUGCGUGAAAGGAUUGAGUUUCUCAACGAAGCUUCUGUGAUGAAGGAGUUCAAUUGUCACCAUGUGGUGCGAUUGCUGGGUGUGGUGUCCCAAGGCCAGCCAACACUGGUCAUCAUGGAACUGAUGACACGGGGCGAUCUCAAAAGUUAUCUCCGGUCUCUGAGGCCAGAAAUGGAGAAUAAUCCAGUCCUAGCACCUCCAAGCCUGAGCAAGAUGAUUCAGAUGGCCGGAGAGAUUGCAGACGGCAUGGCAUACCUCAACGCCAAUAAGUUCGUCCACAGAGACCUUGCUGCCCGGAAUUGCAUGGUAGCCGAAGAUUUCACAGUCAAAAUCGGAGAUUUUGGUAUGACGCGAGAUAUCUAUGAGACAGACUAUUACCGGAAAGGAGGGAAAGGGCUGCUGCCCGUGCGCUGGAUGUCUCCCGAGUCCCUCAAGGAUGGAGUCUUCACCACUUACUCGGACGUCUGGUCCUUCGGGGUCGUCCUCUGGGAGAUCGCCACACUGGCCGAGCAGCCCUACCAGGGCUUGUCCAACGAGCAAGUCCUUCGCUUCGUCAUGGAGGGCGGCCUUCUGGACAAGCCAGACAACUGUCCCGACAUGCUGUUUGAACUGAUGCGCAUGUGCUGGCAGUAUAACCCCAAGAUGAGGCCUUCCUUCCUGGAGAUCAUCAGCAGCAUCAAAGAGGAGAUGGAGCCUGGCUUCCGGGAGGUCUCCUUCUACUACAGCGAGGAGAACAAGCUGCCCGAGCCGGAGGAGCUGGACCUGGAGCCAGAGAACAUGGAGAGCGUCCCCCUGGACCCCUCGGCCUCCCUGCCACUGCCCGACAGACACUCAGGACACAAGGCCGAGAACGGCCCCGGCCCUGGGGUGCUGGUCCUCCGCGCCAGCUUCGACGAGAGACAGCCGUACGCACACAUGAACGGGGGCCGCAAGAACGAGCGGGCCUUGCCGCUGCCCCAGUCUUCGACCUGCUGAUCCCUGGAUCCUGAAUCUGUGCAAACAGUAACGUGUGCGCACGCGCAGCGGGGUGGGGGGGGAGAGAGUUUUAACAAUCUAUUCACGAGCCUCCUGUACCUCAGUGGAUCUUCAGAACUGCCCUUGCUGCCCGCGGGAGACAGCUUCUCUGCAGUAAAACACAUUUGGGAUGUUCCUUUUUUCAAUAUGCAAGCAGCUUUUUAUUCCCUGCCCAAACCCUUAACUGGCAUGGGCCUUUAAGAACCUUAAUGACAACACUUAAUAGCAACAGAGCACUUGAGAACCAGUCUCCUCACUCUGUCCCUGUCCUUCCCUGUUCUCUCUCCCUUUCUUCUCUCUGCUUCAUAAUGGAAAAAUAAUUGCCACAAGUCCAGCUGGGAAGCCCUUUUUAUCAGUUUGAGGAAGUGGCUGUCCCUGUGGCCCCAUCCAACCACUGUACACACCCGCCUGACACCGUAGGUCAUUACAAAAAAACACGUGGAGAUGGAAAUUUUUACCUUUAUCUUUCACCUUUCUAGGGACAUGAAAUUUACAAAGGGCCAUCGUUCAUCCAAGGCUGUUACCAUUUUAACGCUGCCUAAUUUUGCCAAAAUCCUGAACUUUCUCCCUCAUCGGCCCGGCGCUGAUUCCUCGUGUCCGGAGGCAUGGGUGAGCUUGUCUGGUUGCUCCAUUUGAGAGACACGCUGGCGACACACUCCGUCCGUCCGUCCGACUGCCCCUGCUGUGCUGCUCAAGGCCACAGGUCUCAGUGCUUCUGACUAGGUUAUUAUUUGGGGGAACUGGACACAAUAGGACUUUCUCAGUGAAGGUGGGGAGAAGCUGAACCGGCUUCCCUGCCUCCCCACCCCCUGCCCAACCCCCAAGCAUCUGGUGGCCAUGGGCCCCGAAGCAGCCUGGCCGACAGGCUUUGAGUCAAGGGGGCCCCAUGCCUGCUUCUCUCCCAGCCCCAGCUCCCCCGCCCACCCCCAAGGACACAGAUGGGAAGGGGUUUCCAGGGACUCAGCCCCACUGUUGAUGCAGGUUUGCAAGGAAAGAAAUUCAAACACCACAACAGCAGUAAGAAGAAAAGCAGUCAAUGGAUUCAAGCAUUCUAAGCUUUGUUGACAUUUUCUCUGUUCCUAGGACUUCUUCAUGGGUCUUACAGUUCUAUGUUAGACCAUGAAACAUUUGCAUACACAUCGUCUUUAAUGUCACUUUUAUAACUUUUUUACGGUUCAGAUAUUCAUCUAUACGUCUGUACAGAAAAAAAAAAGCUGCUAUUUUUUUUGUUCUUGAUCUUUGUGGAUUUAAUCUAUGAAAACCUUCAGGUCCACCCUCUCCCCUUUCUGCUCACUCCAAGAAACUUCCUAUGCUUUGUACUAGAGUGCGUGACUUUCUUCCUCUUUUCCCGGUAAUGGAUACUUCAAUCACAUAAUUUGCCAUGAACUGUUGGAUGCCUUUUUAUAAAUACAUCCCCCAUCCCUGCUCCCACCUGCCCCUUUAGUUGUUUUCUAACCCGUAGGCUCUGUGGGCACGAGGCAGAAAGGCGGCCGGGCACCCAUCCUGAGAGGGCCGCGCUCCUCUCCCCAGCCUGCCCUCACAGCAUUGGAGCCUGUUACAGUGCAAGACAUGAUACAAACUCAGGUCAGAAAAACAAAGGUUAAAUAUUUCACACGUCUUUGUUCAGUGUUUCCACUUACCGUGGUUGAGAAGCCUCACCCUCUCUUUCCCUUGCCUUUGCUUAGGUUGUGACACACAUAUAUAUAUUUUUUUAAUUCUUGGGUACAACAGCAGUGUUAACCGCAGACACUAGGCAUUUGGAUUACUAUUUUUCUUAAUGGCUAUUUAAUCCUUCCAUCCCACGAAAAACAGCUGCUGAGUCCAAGGGAGCAGCAGAGCGUGGUCCGGCAGGGCCUGCUGUGGCCCUCGCCACCACCCUCACUGGACCGACUGACCUGUCUUUGGAACCAGAACAUCCCAAGGGAACUCCUUCGCACUGGCGUUGAGUGGGACCCCAGGAUCCAGGCUGGCCCAGGGCGGCACCCUCAGGGCUGUGCCGGCUGGAGUGCUAGGUGGAGGCAGCACAGACGCCACGGUGGCCCAAGAGCCCCUUUGCUUCUUGCUGGGGGACCAGGGCUGUGGUGCUGGCCCACUUUCCCUCGGCCAGGAAUCCAGGUCCUUGGGGCCCAGGGGUCUUGUUUUGUUUCAUUUUUAGCACUUCUCACCAGAGAGAUGACAGCACAAGAAUUGCUUCUGGGAUAGAAAUGUUUAGGAGUAAGAACAAAGCUGGGAUACGGUGAUUGCUCGUUGUGACUGAAGAUUCAACACAGAAAAGAAAGUUUAUACGGCUUUUUUGCCGGUCAGCAGUUUGUCCCACUGCUUUCUCUAGUCUCUAUCCCAUAGCGUGUUCCCUUUAAAAAAAAAAAAAAAAAGUAUAUGUAGGAGUUUUCUUUUAAUUUAUUUUGUGAUAAAUUACCAGUUUCAAUCACUGUAGAAAAGCCCCAUUAUGAAUUUAAAUUUCAAGGAAAGGGUGUGUGUGUGUAUGUGUGGGGGGUGUGUGUGUGAGAGUGAUGGGACAGUUCUUGAUUUUUUGGGUUUUUUUCCCCCCAAACAUUUAUCUACCUCACUCUUAUUUUUUAUAUGUGUAUAUAGACAAAAGAAUACAUCUCACCUUUCUCAGCACCUGACAAUAGGCCGUUGAUACCGGUAACCUCAUCCACGCCACAGGCGCCACACCCAGGCGAUGCAGGGGGAAGCCAGGCUGGAUUCCGGGGUCAAAGCAACACUAACUCACCUCUCUGCUCAUUUCAGACAGCUUGCCUUUUUCUGAGAUGUCCUGUUUUGUGUUGCUUUUUUUGUUUCGUUUUCUAUCUUGGUUUCCACCAAGGUGUUAGAUUUCUCCUCCUCCUAGCCAGGUGGCCCUGUGAGGCCAACGAGGGCACCAGAGCACACCUGGGGCAGCCACCAGGCUGUCCCUGGCUGGUUGUCUUUGGAACAAACUGCUUCUCUGCAGAUGGAAUGACCAGCACAUUUCGUCCUUAAGAGAGCAGUGGUUCCUCAGGUUCUGAGGAGAGGAAGGUGUCCAGGCAGCACCAUCUCUGUGCGAAUCCCCUGGGUAAAGGCGUGGGGCAUUGGGGUUGCUCCCCUUGCUGCUGCUCCAUCCCUGCAGGAGGCUUGCGCUGAGGCAGGACCGUGCGGCCAUGGUUGCUGCAUUCAUUGAGCACAAAGGUGCAGGUGCAGCAGCAGCUGGAGAGCAAGAUUCACCCAGCCUGUGCGCCAGAAUGCAGAGGCUCCUGACCUCACAGCCAGUCCCUGAUAGAACACACGCGGGAGCAGAGUCCCCUCUCCCUCCAGGCUGCCCUCUCAACUUCUCCCUCACCUCCUCCCCUAGGGGUAGACAGAGAUGUACCAAACCUUCAGGCUGGAAAGCCCAGUGGUCGGCGCCAAGCCUCGUGGCGUCACCCCUCCCCCGCCAGGGCUGUACCUCCAUCUCCCUGGUCCUGCUGCUCACAGGACAGACGGCUCGCUCCCCUCUUCCAGCAGCUGCUCUUACAGGCACUGAUGAUGUCGCUGGGAAGCGUGGCGGGCAGCUUUGCCUAAGCGUGGAUGGCUCCUCGGCAAUUCCAGCACUAAGUGAAGGCGCUCAGGAGCCUCCUGCCGGAACGCGACCCAUCUCUCCCAAGACCCCGGGGAUCUUAAGGUCAUUGAGAAAUACUGUUUGAUCAGGGUUUUCUUCCACACUGUAGGUGACCCCUUGGAAUAAUGGCCUCUCCUCUCAUGCACAUACCUACCGGUUUCCACAACUGGAUUUCUACAGAUCAUUCAGCUGGUUAUAAGGGUUUUGUUUAAACUGUCUGAGUUACUGAUGUCAUUUUUGUUUUAUGUAGGUAGCUUUUAAGUAGAAAACACUAACAGUGUAGUGCCCAUCAUAGCAAAUGCUUCAGAAACACCUCAAUAAAAGAGAAAACUUGGCUUGUGUGAUGGUGCAGUCAUUUUACUGGACCAACCCACCCACCUUGACUAUACCAAGGCAUCAUCUAUCCACAGUUCUAGCCUAACUUCAUGCUGAUUUCUCUGCCUCUUGAUUUUUCUCUGUGUGUUCCAAAUAAUCUUAAGCUGAGUUGUGGCAUUUUCCAUGCAACCUCCUCCUGCCAGCAGCUCACACUGCUUGAAGUCAUAUGAACCACUGAGGCACAUCAUGGAAUUGAUGUGAGCAUUAAGACAUUCUCCCACACAGCCCUUCCCUGAGGCAGCAGGAGCUGGUGUGUACUGGAGACACUGUUGAACUUGAGACCCAGGUCUCCUUCGUGGGAUGUCAUGACGUUUGACAUACCUUUGGAACGAGCCUCCUCCUCGGAAGAUGGAAGACCGUGUUCGUGGCCGACCUGGCCUCUCCUGGCCUGUUUCUGAAGAUGCGGAGUCACGCUUCAAUGGUAGGAAAAGUGGCUUCGUAAAAUAGAGCGGUCACCGUGGAACUACCAAAUGGCAAGAUGCUCGGUGCACACUGGGGUGCUUUGGAAUAAAAGAUUUAUGAGCCAACUAUUCUCUGGCACCAGAUUCUAGGCCAGCUUGUUCCACCAAAGCUUUUCCCACAGCAGUGCACCUCUGCAGGCUGGCGGCCGAAUGGCUUGCAAGUGGCUCUGUGGCAAGAUCACACUGAGAUCAGAUGGGUGAGAAGGCUAGGAUGCUUGUCCAGCGUCCUUAGCUGUCACGUUGGGUCCUCCCAGGGUGGCCAGUGUUGGCCACUCCCUUCUAAAACACAGGCGCCCUCCUGGUGACAGUGACCCGCCGUGGUAUGCCUUGGCCCAUUCCAGCAGUCCCAGUUAUGCAUUUCAAGUCUGGGGUUUGUUCUUUUCAUUAAUGUUCCUCUGUGUUGUCAGCUGUCUUCAUUUCCUGGGCUAAGCAGCAUUGGGAGAUGUGGACCAGAGAUCCACUCCUUAAGAACCAGUGAUGAAAGACACUUUCUUUCUUCACUCUGAAGUAGCUGGUGGUACAAAUGAGAACUUCAAGAGAGGAUGUUAUUUAGACUGAACCUCUGUUGCCAGAGAUGCUGAAGAUACAGACCUUGGACAGGUCAGAGGGUUUCAUUUUUGGCCUUCAUCUUAGAUGACUGGUUGCGUCAUUUGGAGAAGUGAGCGCUCCUUGAUGGUGGAAUGACCGGGUGGUGGGUACGGAACCAUUGUCACAGGGAUCCUGGCACAGAGAAGAGUUACGAGCAGCAGGGUGCAGGGCUUGGAAGGAAUGUGGGCAAGGUUUUGAACUUAAUUGUUUUUGAAGCUAUCAGACCACAUCGAGGCUCAGCAGUCAUCCGUGGGCAUUUGGUUUCAACAAAGAAACCUAACAUCCUACUCUGGAAACUGAUUUCGGAGUUAAGGCGAAUUGUUCAAGAACACAAACUACAUCGCACUCGUCAGUUGUCAGUUCUGGGGCAUGACUUUAGGGUUUUGUUUCUGCGAGAACAUAACGAUCACUCAUUUUUAUGUCCCACGUGUGUGUGUCCACAUCUUUCUGGUCAACAUUGUUUUAACUAGUCACUCAUUAGCGUUUUCAAUAGGGCUCUUAAGUCCAGUAGAUUACGGGUAGUCAGUUGACGAAGAUCUGGUUUACAAGAACUAAUUAAAUGUUUCAUUGCAUUUUUGUAAGAACAGAAUAAUUUUAUAAAAUGUUUGUAGUUUAUAAUUGCCGAAAAUAAUUUAAAGACACUUUUUUUCUCUGUGUGUGCAAAUGUGUGUUUGUGAUCCAUUUUUUUCUUUUUUUAGGACACCUGUUUACUAGCUAGCUUUACAGUAUGCCAAAAAAGGAUUUUUCCCUGACCCCAGCCGUGGUUCACCCUCUUUUCCCCCCAUGCUUUUUGCCCUAGUUUAUAACAAAGGAAUGAUGAUGAUUUAAAAAGUAGUUCUGUAUCUUCAGUAUCUUGGUCUUCCAGAACCCUCUGGUUGGGAAGGGGAUCAUUUUUUACUGGUCAUUUCCCUUUGGAGUGUACCUACUUUAACAGAUGGAAAGAACCUCAUUGGCCAUGGAAACAGCCGAGGUGUUGGAGCCCAGCAGUGCAUGGCACUGUUCAGCAUCUGGCUUGAUUGGUCUGGCUGCCGUCAUUGUCAGCACAGUGCCAUGGACAUGGGAAGACUUGACUGCACAGCCAAUGGUUUUCAUGAUGAUUACAGCAUACACAGUGAUCACAUAAACGAUGACAGCUAUGGGGCACACAGGCCAUUUGCUUACAUGCCUCGUAUCAUGAUUGAUUACUGCUUUGUUAGAACACAGAAGAGACCCUAUUUAAGGCAGAACCCCGAAGAUACGUAUUUCCAAUACAGAAAAGAAUUUUUAAUAAAAACUAUAACAUACACAAAAAUUAGUUUUAAAGUUGACUCCACUUCCUCUAACUCCAGUGGAUUGUUGGCCAUGUCUCCCCAACUCCACAAUAUCUCUAUCGUGGGAAACACCUGGGGUUUUUGCGCUACAAAGGAGAAAGAUCUGGAAAUUAUUUGGGUUUUGUUUUCAACUUUUCAUUUGGAUGUUUGGCGUUGCACACACACCCACCGGUGGAAGAGAUGCCCGGUGAAAACACCUGUCUGCUUUCUAAGCCAGUGAGGUUGAGGUGAGAGGUUUGCCAGAGUUUGUCUACCUCUGGGUAUCCCUUUGUCUGGGAUAAAAAAAAUCAAACCAGAAGGCGGGAUGGAAUGGAUGCACCGCAAAUAAUGCAUUUUCUGAGUUUUCUUGUUAAAAAAAAUUUUUUUUAAGUAAAAAAAAAGGUAAUAACAUGGCCAAUUUGUUACAUAAAAUGACUUUCUGUGUAUAAAUUAUUCCUAAAAAAUCCUGUUUAUAUAAAAAAUCAGUAGAUGAAAAAAAUUUCAAAAUGUUUUUGUAUAUUCUGUUGUAAGAAUUUAUUCCUGUUAUUGCGAUAUACUCUGGAUUCUUUACAUAAUGGAAAAAAGAAACUGUCUAUUUUGAAUGGCUGAAGCUAAGGCAACGUUAGUUUCUCUUACUCUGCUUUUUUCUAGUAAAGUACUACAUGGUUUAAGUUAAAUAAAAUAAUUCUGUAUGCA
Molecule: messenger RNA, 11120 nt
Organism: Pan troglodytes (chimpanzee)
Lineage: Eukaryota; Metazoa; Chordata; Mammalia; Primates; Hominidae
Gene: IGF1R
Product: insulin like growth factor 1 receptor
Exons: 21
Coding region: 1-4095 (1364 amino acids)
Biological process (GO): positive regulation of kinase activity; regulation of JNK cascade; multicellular organism development
Cellular component (GO): plasma membrane; insulin receptor complex; axon
Molecular function (GO): phosphatidylinositol 3-kinase binding; insulin receptor activity; insulin receptor substrate binding
Source: RefSeq, a predicted model, not a curated record